GGUAAACCCAAUUUACAAUGUUGACAUUGCAUUCAAGCAUAUCGAUGCAUCUCCGGCCUUGUCUCUUUGCACGUGUAUCAAGAGCAUAUUCAUAUCUGGAUGCAUAUCUCCACUUUAUCAGAUAAGGUAACAAACCCUUCAGCAUUCCCAAUGUCUUUCAUCCCCUUAAAGAUCAUUCACAGCAAGGUCAAAGACAUUAAUCUUCAUUCGCAGGCCAACUGCAGACAUGCAUGUCGCUCAGAGGGACAACAAAGAAUUGCAUAUUCCUGGAAUGUGUUACAGGUUGAAACACCCUGAGGGUCGGACGCUGUGCUUCCAUUGCAAGUGGCCAUGGGUGGAGCUUUUGUCAUGACAUCAUGGGAGGGAGGGCAGAGACGUAUGAGAGUGACCGAGCUCAGACACCUGCAGACCGACGGCAGCAGCACAUCACAAACACAGUUGUGUCUAGAUGGAUAACAGUCUUACUGCAGCGCUUCAUCCAUGUGCUAUCAACCAUGUGUGCCCAUGCCAGCGUUCUACUUCUCAUCAGUCUUUGGGCUUCCGUGGAGAAAGGUCUGGGUCUUCCGGUCAUGAGACAGCUGACCGGUGAUGGCGUCCAGACACAGAGAGUGAGGACAAAGCGCUGCGCCUGCAGCAGCCUGCUGGACUCUGAGUGCCACUAUUUCUGCCACCUGGAUAUCAUCUGGGUCAACUCGGCCAGUACGACAACAGUUUUCGGUCUAGGCAGCGCUCCGUCACGACGCAGAAGGUCCGUUGGCCGCUGCACCUGUGCCAACCUUGAUGAUCACAGCUGUAUCGUCUUCUGCCAUCACCGAGCCGAGCACCCCAAUCAGCGGUCAAGCAUCCAUCGUAGGUCCUUGUCAUCUGUGUGGCCUCCUUGAGUGGUUAGCAAAAGCAUGUAUCAUGGCCCCCUGUGGAGGAGUGGAGGGUAAGGAGUCAGUUAUGCUAAUAUGGAAUUAAAUAUGUUAUUAUUGUGUUCCGUAAUUUUAGUUUGUUGGAAGGUCCGGUCAUCAAAACAGCAAAGCCGAGGCCUCGGGGAGUAGAAUGAGCCCACGCUGGGAAAGUUUGGAAGCAAAAAAUAUGUCAAGAAUGGACUUUGCCAAAAAAAGUGACCACCUAGAGACAGUGUGGACUGAGUAAAAAGCCA
Gasterosteus aculeatus aculeatus (three-spined stickleback) is the source of this 1147-nucleotide messenger RNA. The record is from RefSeq and is a predicted model, not a curated record. NCBI's taxonomy places the organism in Eukaryota, Metazoa, Chordata, Actinopteri, Perciformes, Gasterosteidae.